GAACACUUUACCUCUGCAUCCCCCUUCCCGUAAUCUAAUCUUUUAUUCUCAGUAAAAGCCCCCAAACCGUGUUUACUGACAGACGCAGAGAUAUCAGAUCAGAAGUGUCUCACUCCACAUUAAAAAGAAACACAAGACAAUUCCCAAGCAUGGCACAACAGGCAGGCCUUCCUGGAUCGCAUCCAGUGACGAUGCCCAAUCGUCAAGCCUCGGCUUCCAGCAACAUGAGCGAUGAUGCAGUUCCUACAAUGGAUCCCAAGGAUACUUCCGAAUUGCUAGCAGAGCGUCUGCAAGCCUGGAAGCAUGCCGUUGGAUACCUCGAGGACUAUGUGAGCGCUACCGAGAAGGUUGAGAAGGCACACGCCAAGGAAUAUGAAAAGGUGUUGAAGACGAUAUCAAAUCCGUUGAAGGAGGGGCACCACUUUGAUCAGAGCAUGGGCGGAAUUGCUGGUCUCUUCGAGAACAUGAGACAGAAUACCCAGGGAUUGGCAAACACUCACCUCGAAACCGAAAAGAACCUCAAGGGCUCCGUCCUCCCAAUCCUCGACCGCCUGCACAAGGAAAUCAAGAAUAAGUCGAAAGAACUGUCAUCGGGAGCUAUGAAGAGCGCAAAGGAGGUGGAGAAGGCACGAAAUACAACCCAGAAGCACAUUGAGCUCCUUGGCCAACAAACUGCAAACUUCGAAUCAAGUGGCGGCAAGAUGCAUGCCACGGAAGACCCAUACAUUGUUCAACGAGGCGUUCUACACCGAUUGGGUAAACAGGUUAUGGAGGAGAACAACAAUCGUCAUGAUCUAAUUUCCGUACAAAACAACUUCGCUCAAUUCGAGGCCCACAUCAUUGAAGUCAUCCAGCAGGCAAUUGCAUCAUUCCAGCAAUUCGUUGGUGGCCAGGCUCAAAAGGUCGACCAGCUAUAUUCAGAUAUGCUUGGCACAGCUCAACGCGUGCCAUCUGACUUCGAGUGGUCGAGAUUUACCGAACGCAAUGUGAACAUGCUUGUGGACCCCAACUCCCCAGAGCGAACUAUUGAAGGCAUCUCCUUCCCCAACCAGAACCACAAGGCCACAAAAGCUAUGAUUGAGGGUACUUUGGAGAGGAAAUCUCGCAACAAACUGAGCCUUAGCGGUUGGUCGACGGGUUACUAUGUUAUCACUCCAAGCAAGUAUAUCCACGAGUUCAAAGACAGCGACAACCUCCGCAAAGACCCAACCCCUGAGCUCUCAAUCUACCUUCCAGAUGCCACAGUUGGCACUCCCAACGGCGAGAAAUUCAACAUCAAGGGAAAGGACAUGAGUGGAGGGAUCGGGAGCAAGCUCUCUGGUUCUUCAGAGAUAUCAUUCAAAGCGCACAGCGCAUCUGAUGCUCAGAAAUGGUUCGAAGUCAUCCGGUCGGUUGUUGGCCACGCCCCUGCCAAUCUGGCCAGCGAACCAACGUCGCCUGUCAGCCCUGCUCAAGAGAAGCGGGUCGUUUCACAGCCGCCUACUUAUGCGGAGGGAAGCGCGGCCGGGGUUACGGAUGCAAAACACCCUGCUCCUCUGCAGACAGCUCAUCCGGCUGGCGUAACUGGUGGGGGGACCGUGGCUUCACCAGCAACUGCAACUCCUACCAGUGCUACGGCCGAGCAUGCUGCAUCUGUACAUGCUCAAGCUCCUGCUGCCGAGAAGAUCUGAAGUUGCAAGUUGAAGGAGUCCCAGAACGGACAUGGAGUGAUGUGAUAAUGUGUAAUCAAGUGGUAUGUGAACGAAAUUAUCGAGAAGUUUUCUUCUGAAAAACAGGCAGCCAGGAGCAACUGGUCGUAGUCGGAGCCUCUGGAGCCAAUGUGGAAUACGUGAACGAUGUUCAACAUCAUAUUAGCAAUGAAAAUGCUUCCUAAAAGUUCUUUCUGCUUCAUCUUAGCUUUCCAUCCAGAACAUCCAGCUCGAAACUUAGCUGCGAAUACAUUGGUCCAAGUUUUGGCAAAAAAAGGGGCUCGCUUAAUCCGUGAAUUGUGAAUCAAAAGUCGCU
Hyaloscypha bicolor E is the source of this 2004-nucleotide messenger RNA. RefSeq lists its product as uncharacterized. The transcript is spliced from 6 exons. The record is from RefSeq and is a predicted model, not a curated record. NCBI's taxonomy places the organism in Eukaryota, Fungi, Ascomycota, Leotiomycetes, Helotiales, Hyaloscyphaceae. The coding region runs from base 150 to 1670 and encodes 506 amino acids.